UCUUAUGUAUACUUAUGCAGGGCAGCCUUAUUCGUUAUUCGUUAUUCAUUAUGAAUGAAAAUUAAGUAUUUUUGUAACCAUUAGCUAUAGUAUGAUGUAAGUAUAUGUAUGUCAACCAGAGUAUUUAAAAUAAGUGUAGAAUCCAUCGCUAUUAAAGAAACAUGGCUCUAAAACACGUGAUCAUAGGUGGUGGUACUGGAUACAUUGGAUCCUGCAUCGCCACAGCACUCUCUACCUUAAAACCACCUCUGAGCGUCAGGACGACUAUUAUCUCCCGUAUGCCGGGACCCAACAGGAUGUCCUGGCAAGAAUUAGAAAUCAAUGGCCUUCCUAAGGAUACGACUGCUGUGAUAAACGUGGCAGGACAAAAUAUUCUAGACUUCACUCAAAGAUGGACACCAGGUUUCAAGCAAAAUGUGUACAACAGUAGAGUAAAAACCACAAAACAGCUUGCCGAGGCAAUUUCUAAUUCUGAUGUCAAAACGUUCAUCACAAUAUCUGGUGUUGCCUACUAUCCACCUGAUCGUAAUGAGUACACAGAAUAUGACCAGUGUAAGAAGUAUGAUUUUCUAUCAGAACUUUGUCACGACUGGGAAUGUGCUGCUGAACUGCCUAAAGAUAGUUCCACAAGGCAAAUUACUAUUCGUUCAGGUGUAGUUUUAGGUAGAACUGGUGGCAUGAUCAAACAAGUUAUCAUGCCUUUCUUUUUUGGACUGGGUGGACCCAUUGGGAGUGGCACACAAUACAUGCCUUGGAUUCACAUUAGAGAUCUUGUGAAUCUGUUCCUUCAUGCAUUGCAAAAUGAGUGCGUGAGAGGAAUUUACAAUGGUGUAGCACCUGAGUUGGUAACAAAUGCAGAAUUCACCAAGGCUUUUGCCUCAGCUUUGGGAAGACCAGCUUUUAUUCCACUUCCUGAAUUUGCCUUAAAAACGUUAUUAAAUGAAGAGCGCGCCAAGAUCAUGCUGGAAGGUCAAAAAGUGAUUCCCAAACGAGUUUUGGAAUCUAAUUUUCAAUACAAAUAUCCUACUAUAAAACGAGCAUGUGAAGAGUUCGCGUGGGUACGCUAUGAAGAGCCUUAUUAAUUUAAUCAUGCACACUGCUAGUCCUAAUGUACAUAUAAUUUGUUAUAUAAUUAUUUUUUAAAAGUUAAACGAUUUUACAAAGA
This is a messenger RNA of Copidosoma floridanum, 1165 nucleotides long. Its product is annotated as epimerase family protein SDR39U1. The record is from RefSeq and is a predicted model, not a curated record. NCBI's taxonomy places the organism in Eukaryota, Metazoa, Arthropoda, Insecta, Hymenoptera, Encyrtidae.